CUUUUUAGUUUUGGUAUGAGCACUGUGAUUUGUGACUGACUUAUGAACAUGAUUGCAGAACAAAAGAAGAUAAAAUGAAUGAAUGACUUUUGGGAUUGGAAAGCAAAAACAAUGGUAAAGGAAGGCAUAACAUUAAGUCUAAAUUCUCAAAUGAAGUGUUGAAAGGAGAAGGACAUUCACAACCCAAACCCAACUCAACUCCAAAACUGUUAUCAAGUGAAGCUUCCAUUUCCACUUCCUCUGAUCCAUCACAUUCACUUUUGACAAGUUAGAUGAGCCUUCAUUGUUAAGGCUUUGCCUGGCAGCUAUUGGAGAGGAUGAAGCUUAAAAGGUGGCUCACGUGUGUUUCAUUCCUCAUUGUUGCCACAGUGAGCAAUGCAGUUGGUGCAUUUGUGGGGGUGAAUAUUGGCACUGAUGUUACUGAUCUGCCAUCUGCUUCAAACGUGGUUGCAAUUCUAAAAGCACAUCAAAUUAGACACGUGCGUCUGUAUAAUGCCAAUGAGCACAUGCUACAAGCCCUUUCAAACACUGGCAUUGAGAUAAUUGUUGGUGUCACAGAUGAAGAGAUACUUGGCAUUGGAGAAUCUGCAUCAGUUGCUGCAGCAUGGAUUAGUAAGAAUGUGGCUGCUUAUAUGCCAUCCACAAACAUCACAGCAUUAUCAGUUGGCAGUGAGGUUCUCACCUCAGUUCCAAAUGUUGCACCUGUUCUGGUUCCUGCCAUGAACCACCUUCACAAAGCACUAGUUGCUUCAAACCUUAACUUUAGGGUUAAGGUUUCAACACCACAGUCCAUGGACAUAAUUUCUAGGCCUUUUCCUCCUUCUACAGCCACCUUUAACUCUUCAUGGAACUCCACAAUCUACCAACUCCUUCAGUUUUUGAAGAACACAAAUUCCUCUUACAUGUUAAAUGCCUACCCUUACUAUGGAUACACUAAAGGAGAUGGCAUUUUCCCUAUUGAAUAUGCUCUAUUCAGACCCCUUUCUCCAGUGAAGCAAAUUGUUGAUCCAAACACACUAUUCCAUUAUAAUAGCAUGUUUGAGGCUAUGGUGGACGCUACCUAUUAUGCUAUAGAAGCCUUCAAUUUCAAUGAUAUACCUGUUGUUGUCACAGAGACUGGUUGGCCAAGUUUUGGUGGAACAUAUGAACCAGAUGCUACUACAAAUAAUGCUGAGACCUAUAAUAAUAAUUUAAUUGUGAGAGUACUCAAUGGUUCAGGUCCCCCUAGUCAGCCAAAGAUGGCCAUUAACACCUACCUAUAUGAAUUAUUUAAUGAGGACAAGAGGAAAGGUCCUAUAUCUGAAAAGAAUUGGGGUGUUUUUUAUACUAAUGGAAGUAGUGUGUAUUCUUUGAGUUUUGGUGCUUCCAACAUGAGUAAUGGAAAUUCUCUGGGGUCUUUUUGUGUGGCUAAAGAUGAUGCAGACACUGAUAAAUUGGAAGCUGGCUUGAACUGGGCUUGUGGACAAGGCCAAGCUAACUGUGUAGCUAUUCAACAAGGAAGACCAUGCUAUUCCCCCAAUAACCUGAAAAGCCAUGCAUCUUAUGCUUAUAAUGAUUAUUAUCAAAAAAUGCAUAAUGCUGGUGGAACAUGUGACUUUGAUGGUACAGCUAUAACUACUACCGAGGAUCCUAGUUAUGGGUCCUGUAUAUAUGCGGGAAGUGCAAACUCAAGCAUUGGUGGAAGGAGUUCAUCUUCUACAGCACUUGGAUUUGGACCUGGACCUGUAAGUCCUGUUGGAGGUAGUUGGAACCUGCACGUGUCCACCCUUCAGUAUUUGAUGUCGUCUAUUAGUGUAUUUUUUGCUAUGGUGUUGUCAUGACCCAAAGGUCGAAACUAAUUUAGAUUGCAAUUUCAUAAAUUGUUCUUUUUGGUCAAAAAAUUUUCUUCAGAUCUACAUGCCAUCUUGUAUGGUGUAUUUGGGAUCAUUGUAGUUUAUAUUCUCUAGGUAGGUAGUUGCAGGAAUUCAGUGCUUUAGCUGGAGAAGACCAAACGGGAUAUGGGGCCUUCGAGAAUUCAUUGCUAUUGUGUUCGUCACAUACAAAUGUAGUUAAUUUGUCAUGUGUAAGGAGAAGUGUUAUUUCUACUUUACUUUCUCCACAAUAUCUUUUGCAACUUCUUACAACACUUGAGUACAUAACCGCAUAUUUUAUUUAAACGCGCAUUUUCAAUUA
This is a messenger RNA of Cajanus cajan (pigeon pea), 2172 nucleotides long. RefSeq names its product glucan endo-1,3-beta-glucosidase 4. The record is from RefSeq and is a predicted model, not a curated record. NCBI's taxonomy places the organism in Eukaryota, Viridiplantae, Streptophyta, Magnoliopsida, Fabales, Fabaceae. Gene Ontology annotation, biological process: carbohydrate metabolic process. Gene Ontology annotation, molecular function: hydrolase activity, hydrolyzing O-glycosyl compounds.